GGUGGUGGCCGUCGAUCGAGCUUAGGCCCAGAACGGUGCGUACGCGACGUUCCCGUGUCAGUUUUUCGUAACUCGUCUCUCUUUUCGGAGCUCUCGGAAAAGCCGCGUGUGUGUGGAUCGGUGUGCGGAAAAUCGUGGCUGCCUUCAUCAUCAUCACAGUCCAACCACACAGCAGGGACCAACCUUUUUCAUCUGAUUUUGGUCUUGGCCUACCGAGUGGUUCGGUCUCGGUGGUUACUUAAUAUCGAGUGAUGUAAAGGAAAAUCGGGAAAAUCGGAAAACAAACAGAGAAGAAAAAGGCCGCCACACGCAGCUACAGAAGAACACAGCGGCGACCCAAUAAUUUGUGGGAAGAGUGCGCUUGCGGCAAAUGAUUAAAAGGUUUUGAGAACGGGGCGACACUGACUGGUUGGUGGAAAUUCUGUCAGCCACGCGGAAUUUGAAAGCUUCUCCCCUCUAGUCUAAUCGUCUCCCUCCCCCUUCCACACACACACAAAAGCCAAGGAAAAACUCGUUCCCAUCCUGGCUGCCCACGUAUGAUGGAAAAUCGUAAUGGCCGCGAUCGGAACAACAACAACGUAGCAGCGGUCCUCCCGAACGGCGUCAUACUGCGCAAGCUAAAGACCAAACAUUCGUCCGAGUGUCUCCUGUGCUGGAAGGAAUCCCACGUCCCGAAGUGUCUGUGCCCGACCUGUUCCAAGGCGUACUGCUUUCAGUGUAUCAAAAAGUGGCUAACCGAUAGUAAAACCAAGUCCAGUGAAUGUCCCAACUGUAAGUGUAAGCUUCCGAUCGACGAGCUUGUCCGCUGUGCGGCGGUUUUGAGUGAUGGUGAUUCGAAGAUUGCAGGGGGUAUUGGCAACGGUGAUGUGAAGCAACAGCAACAGCUACGGAAGAACGGUGCCGAGUCCGGUUCGAUAAAGGUAGUGGUAAAAGUGAUCGAGAAUGAGGGUUUUGGGUUGACAAACGGGAAUGCUGCUGUGGCCGAACCGAUGGUUAAUGGUUCCGCUCCGGCUAAAAUGCUCACCGUCAAUGGGCGUCAGGGGAAGAAAUUGAAAGAAGCGAGCAGGAAACUGCCGCAGCAGCAGCAGCAAGUGAAUCACAGCGAAACGAAUGGUAAAGUGAACGAAGCAGUGAAGAAAGAAGCAGGGAAAGGUUGUAAUGGGUUAGUGCGCGAAGUGAAUGGUCAAGAUGGGCAAGUGAAUGGUAUUGAGGGUAACGAAUCGUCAAAGAAAAGUGGAAAUGUACCACAGAGGAAGAAUGGGUACAAGAAAUCUCCUCAGCCGCAUUCAGCGGCACAGCCUGUACCCGAAACGAUAGUGCACAGCGAUGUGUCACCACAGGAAAUAUGCGAAGAAAAUGGUCACACGAAUCAGCAGGAGCAGAAUGGAGAACAGGACAGCGAUCGACCACCAUGUUCGCUUCACUCACUGCCACUCAUCUUUUUCUGUUUGUCCUGUAACAUUUGCAUCUGCGAAACGUGUGCUUUGCAUGAUGAAACCCAUGCGGAGCAUACCUUCAAGAAGGUAGCGACCAUCUACGAAACGAAACUAGAGGCGGUCAAGCACGAGUUCGCUCUGGUAACGACCUAUUUGGAGGAGACCAAGAAGGUGAUAGAUAGCGUCGAGCGGAACAUAGAUUUGAUCAAAGCGUCCAAAGCCCGCAAGCUACAGGAGCUUAGUCGGCUGCUGCACUCGGAAGCGGAAGGUAUCGAACGGCAGAUCAAUCGAAAGCUGUCGGUACUGCAGGAUCAGAAAGAUUCCGUUGCGAAUGAAGUUUAUCGAGUGCGAUCGGCGUACAAAAGGCUAGAAAGGGAGCUGAACGCGUGCCCUAAGCAGGAUCUUCUGGUAAGGGACAGCGAGUUCGUCAAGAGAUGCAGCCAGCUCAUAGAGAAGCCUGUCGAAAGCUUCGUCUACCAACCUGUGGCUGCAGACUUGGAAUGCGAUUUCAUUCCGGAGUUUCGAUCGGAAAUCUUCAACGUGAAAGAUUACCAGGCGAUCGAGCCGAUCGAAGAAUGUCGUACAUCCGACGUGCUGUAUGACGUAGUAGGCUUCGGUUGGCGGUUGCACGCGUGGAAAAGUGACCAUCUGUCUGUUACUUUGAUGAUGACGGAAGGCGUAAGCGGAAGAUACGAGUACUGCAUCGAGCUGCUCCACGGAGCAGAUCCGUCCAGAUCGAUCAAGCUGAUCCACAUAGAUCAAUUCGAGCUUCACCGAUCCGGACCGGUGCACGAUCUGAUCGAGAACGAACGGCUGGUGGAGGAAGGGUUCCUCAGUGAAUAUAGCGAUUCGCUUCAGAUCAAAUUCUCUGUGCGACCUCCGACGAUCGUGGCCAAAAGUCGCUACCAACAGGAAUACAUCGACCAAUCCCGGAAGGACAACAUCAAUGAAUACGACAGCAACAUCAUCACCAUCUGCAACAUCCGCGAUCCAACGACAUCAAUCGUACUCUCCAAGCAGUACACGGACACGGUCGGAUCCCGGUGGCGGUUGAACGUUUACCCCAAAGGCAAUAACACCAACUGCCGGUACCUCAGCACGUAUGUGGAGCUAUGCGAUGGUGUCGCAGGAAGAUACCAAUACAUCGUGGAACUGCUACACAACGACCCCGACCGGCAGGUGAAGUUCCAAUCGGAAGAUGACUUCCGAGUGGGGGAAAUACGAGGCUACCAGAAGUUUAUCCGGGUGAAACGGGUCUUGGAGGAGGGCUACCUGAACGACGACGGUUCCAUCUACAUUCGCCUGUCAAUCAGACCGGCCACUCUGGCCUUGCGCUGCCAGUACCAGGAGGAAUACCAAACGCUCAAGGAGGAGAAGCUUCUGUUUCAGUUCAACAGCCAGUUGAGUCAACACCUGACGAAGAUCCGGACCCUGCGGGAGGAAAAUAGCUCCCUGCAGAGCAUAGCCUAUCCGGAGUAUAAUUCGAACAUUUUUGUGAUGCGAAAUUUUGGUAGUUUACGGCAGAACAACGAGGACAUUUGUUCCGACAAUAGCUACGACGAUCUGGGCUGCUGCUGGAGGUUGAUCGUGUUCCCGAACGGAGACAAGGAAGGACAGGAUGAGUGGUUGAGUGUGUAUUUGAGGUUACUGGAAGGGAUUCCCGGAAGCUACGAAUAUUGCGUAGAGCUGCUACACAAUGAUCCAAUCAAGACUGUUAAAAUGGAGGGAACGCAGACGUUCGAGAUCCAGGAACGAUUCGGAUGGACCAAGUUCGCCCGACUGGACAUGGUCUGCGCCAGUGGGUUCAUCAACGAGGAGCACGACUCGCUGUACUUCCGGUUUUCGCUGAGGCCUCCAAAUUACAAAGCCAAAUGCGAAUACCAACAGCUGCUGAAGGUGGACGCGAAACGCGAGAACGAGAUGCUCAAACGGUAUGAUCAAUUGAUGGUCAACGCAGUUCACGGAAAAUGCUAUAUUCUAUAUCCUUUUAGAGAGUUGAUUCCGGCCUACAGUACGAUCACGUAUACGUUGAGAAACUUCUCCGAGAUGCAGCAAAAGGAGGGGUUCGUCUAUUCAGAUCCACUGGUAGACGACCUUGGCUUCACAUGGCGACUGUUGAUCUACGCCAACGGACACAACGAGGGUCGAGGGUGCCACCUGAGCGUGUUCCUGAUACUCUUCGAGGGAGUCACCGGAAGCCGUUUCGAGUACCGCGUGGAGCUGCUCCACCGUAACCCGCUGGCCAACAUCAAGAUGGAGGGCGUCAACGUGUUCAAGCUGAAGAAAAUCUGGGGCUGGCCGCAGUACAUCCACCACGAUCGGCUUCGAGACGAAGGCUACCUCAACGAGGACGACACGCUCGAGUUCCGCCUGUCGAUCUGCCCGCCGGACAUCAAACUGAAAUGCGAAUACCAGCAGGAGUUCAUUAGGAAGCUUAAGGAAAGCCAUAAGUAGGUUAAUAAGGUGACGAUGCAUGCCUGGGAAGAGAAUGAGUUCGAGAUUGUGCAAGCGGAGUCGCCAGGGACACGAACAGGGAUCAGUGUUCAGCAACGCAAACGAAGGAGCGAAAGAGAAAGCUGGCUUUGACGUGGCCGACGCACACCUAACACACAUGAAAGGGGCAAUACAAAAGUUCAUAAAUUUGCGGUCAGUCACAAUUUCAGCAAUAGACCUUUCCCGUCUAAAAUAAUGGUCAAAAAC
Aedes albopictus (Asian tiger mosquito) is the source of this 4136-nucleotide messenger RNA. RefSeq lists its product as uncharacterized. The coding region runs from base 537 to 3890 and encodes 1117 amino acids. Gene Ontology annotation, cellular component: aggresome; peroxisome. The record is from RefSeq and is a predicted model, not a curated record. NCBI's taxonomy places the organism in Eukaryota, Metazoa, Arthropoda, Insecta, Diptera, Culicidae. Gene Ontology annotation, biological process: negative regulation of centriole replication; protein autoubiquitination. Gene Ontology annotation, molecular function: tumor necrosis factor receptor binding; ubiquitin protein ligase activity; ubiquitin protein ligase binding. The transcript is spliced from 9 exons.